GGGCGGUCCGCGUGCGUGGCAGGGCGCGGCGGGAGAGGAGAGGAGCGGGACAGGGACAGAGACAUGGCCAUGGAUGCGGGCGAGGGGCGGCCGCAGCCCCACCUGGCCGCCCUGGUGCUGGCGCGGGGCGGCAGCAAAGGGAUCCCGCUGAAGAACAUCAAGCUGCUGGCGGGGGUGCCGCUCAUCGGCUGGGUGCUGCGCGCCGCCAUCGAUGCCGGCGUCUUCCACAGCAUAUGGGUUUCCACAGACCACGAUGAGAUUGAGAAGGUUGCAAAGCAGUUUGGUGCUCAGGUCCAUCGCAGAAGCCCCGAAGUCUCUCAAGACUCCUCCACUUCCCUAGAAGCCAUCACAGAGUUUCUCAAUCAACAUCAUGAGGUUGAUAUUGUAGGAAAUAUUCAAGCAACAUCUCCCUGUUUACAUCCCAGUGACCUUAUAAAAGUGGCAGAUAUGAUCCAGAAGGAGGGCUUUGAUUCUGUCUUCUCUGUUGUGAGGAGGCAUCAGUUCAGAUGGAGUGAGGUAAAGAAAGGAGAAAACAAGAUGACAGAACCCCAAAACCUGAAUCCAGCAAAGCGGUACCGGAGGCAAGACUGGCCUGGGGAGCUCUAUGAAAAUGGCUCAUUUUAUUUUGCCAAGAGGCAUCUGAUUGAGAAAGGCUACUUGCAGGGUGGUAAAAUGGCCUACUAUGAAAUGCGUGCAGAGCACAGUGUGGAUAUCGAUAUAGACAUUGACUGGCCUAUUGCAGAGCAGAGAGUGUUGAGCUUUGGAUAUUUUGGCAAAGAGCCACUAAAAGAGGUGAAGCUCUUGGUUUGCAGUAUUGAUGGAUGCCUGACCAACGGUCGCAUUUAUGUGACAGAAGAUCACAAGGAAAUGGUCUCCUACGAUUACAGAGAUAUUGUUGGCAUAGAUCUGUUAAAGAAAAGAGGAAUCCAGGUUCGACUCAUCUCUGACAGAGAUUGUUCAAAAACACUGUCAGCCAUGCAGCUGGGAUGUGUAGCCAAAGUCAACGUAACAAAUAAACUACAGGUUCUGAAGGACUGGCAGGAGGACAUGGGUUUGAGCUGGAAAGAGGUGGCUUACUUAGGAAAUGAGGAGUCUGACGUGGAGUGCCUGAAGCAGGCAGGCAUGAGUGCUGUGCCUGCUGAUGCCUGUGCUGCUGCUCAGAAGGCUGCUGGUUACAUCUGUAAGAGCAGAGGUGGCUGCGGAGCUGUGCGGGAGUUUGCAGAACACAUAUUCCUGCUCUUAGAGAAAGUGAACUCUGCAAGGAAGCAGCUGGAAGAAAUCAGCUCAGCAGGGAAGGAAAUGGGGAGAAAUGAGAACAGCAGGAAAGGAAAUAAGGAACUGAUGGAAAAAGAAUAACGCCAUUGGUCAAUCCUGCUUUUCUUCCUCAGUACAUUCAUAUCCCAAAGGAAUGCUUGCCUUUCUAAUUUGACAGCACAGUAGAGUUAAAAAGGUGUCUUCCCCUAAUUCCAGGUCCCACAUUUAUGAUUAUAUGCUGAAAAUAUGAUCAUAUCCAUGAUGAUUUUAAAAGCCUUUUAAGUGCAAUGGGAGGAAUGCUAGAAGAGAGACUGCCCUGUAAAUCUGCUCUUAAUCAUCACACCUGUCCUACAGAAAUGAUGCCUCUUUAUUUCAUAAUCUGAAUGUUUUCAGGGAUCAGUGAUUUUGCAUGACUUAAAGAUUUGUAAUUCAGGCUUCAAAACCCCAAAACUUCUGUAAGUUUUGCUCAUGUGGUUUGCAUUUCUUUUAUCAAAUGCAUGGUGUUGUGGUUGUGUGAUUGCAUUUUACAAGCUUUGUCCUUAGCAAGGAAGAGUUUUAACAUAUGCUGGAGAGGUCAGGUGUAAAAUACUUAACAAUAAAACUUCCUCCUCUAUUUUUAAAAUACAACACAGUUACUGUAAAACAAGUUAAUAUUUGUUUAAAAAAAGCACUUCAACAUGUUUGAAGCUCAUAAAUAAUUAAAUCACAUUUGGAAUUGUGCCUCUUGGAAUCUCUUUGUUUUGGGUUUUAUCGAAAUGCCUAAAUUAAUAUUUUGCCAAAUUUGGAGUUAAAUUUCCCAUUGUCUUUGAGAUCUUUGCAGAAACUCAGUUUCUUUCUAUGAAGACUAUAUUGCAACCUCAAAAGAGUUAAAGCCAUAUAAAAGUCUUUAAGUUUAUUGUAUUAAAGUAGCUGCUGUUAAAAACAUGUGGGUUUAUAUAAAAUAUAUAUACAGACUACUUUUAGCAUGUUAAAACACUGGUUUACAUGCUUGUAUUUAUUGAAAAUAGGAUCUGUAUUGUACAUUACAAAUACAAUAGUAUAUAUCAGAGUUAAGUUCUGGUGUGGGUUAUGCUAAAAAAUAAAAAUACCCAUGGUACACUGGCAAUUACAAGUGAGGUGAAUGAUUUAUUUUGUUUCUCUGGUAAAUACUGCAUUGUAUAAAUAGUUAUACUCCCAGUAUAUCACCUGAUAUAUUGGCCUCUGAUAAACUUUUUGUUUACUUCCUUUCAGAAAGCAAAAUGUUGAACUGAAAGGAUUUACUGCCUAUCUACAGUUAACAGAUAAAUUUUUUAUUGUGCUAAUCCGCUCUAAGUCACCUAAAUUUAAGUGUCUCAGCCACGUUUUUGGGUUCUGUGCUGGAUAAAUCCCAUGGACUUUGACAAGAGGAGAGCCAUAUUUUGGACACCAAUGUUUUCACUUUGAUGAAUUCUUGUUUAGCAGAACAUGGCAUAAUCUUACAUUGGAAAGAAUAUGAAGGAUAAAAAAGCUCUAGAGACUGUUUACCAAAAAAAGAUAUGGGAUAUUCAGGAUCUGCUUCCUGAAAGGUUCAGAUUUAUAUUGCCCACGCUGUAGUGGAAAGUCUAAUUAGAGGGUAGGAAGAGGGAUGCCUUAAUUACUCCUCUUGAUUUUACAGAAGAGCCUCAAUCAUAUGAAGGAUUUAGGGGUCAGAGAGGCAGAGACGGUGAGGGUAGCUCUGUCACCUUAGAGGUGAAAUCCCAAGUCCCAGGAAAGGUUCAAAUGUGUAGAAUAUUUUUCCAAGGCCUAUUCCAGUACAUGUGACACCACAAGUGCCUUUGAUUAGAGGGGUAUUACUCAUUCAAAGUAGAUUUCAAUGGUCAGUUUUGUUAUUCUGGGCUAAUUUUGAGAUCAUCUUUUGGCUCUUGUUUUUUGCUUCAAUUAACCUAGGUUAUUUCAAAGAAGAUCUUAGGUAAUGUGGGCUGUUCUGUCAUGAUUAUGUGAAAUGGAAAAACAGGAAACUAUGUAAAUAUUUGUUGUAAGCUAUUAUGAAAAAGUAGCUGAUUACCUCAAAUUUUAAAUAAACAGCUUUCUUUAGUAUUUUAA
Serinus canaria (Common canary) is the source of this 3315-nucleotide messenger RNA. It is a transcript of the gene CMAS, whose product is annotated as cytidine monophosphate N-acetylneuraminic acid synthetase. Gene Ontology annotation, molecular function: N-acylneuraminate cytidylyltransferase activity. The coding region runs from base 64 to 1356 and encodes 430 amino acids. The record is from RefSeq and is a predicted model, not a curated record. Lineage: Eukaryota; Metazoa; Chordata; Aves; Passeriformes; Fringillidae. The transcript is spliced from 8 exons.